UUAUGACGUUGCAUUAUUAUGACGUCGCAUUAUUGUGACGUCAUCAAUUCAAUUGGUUUGGUAUAGUGUUCAGUAGUUAGCAACGUCUCAACAGCUUACAGAAAAAAAUGGAUCAAGAAGUCCCUCCUUCAAGGGACGGACAAGUGGGAAAGAAGUUCAGUGUGGAAGCCUGCAACAUAUUAUGGGAACUACGCAAAAGCAGACAGUUGUGCGAUGCGGUGAUACGAGUAGAAAACACCGAAUUCCCCAUUCACCGCAACAUAAUGUCGGCUUGCAGCCCGUAUUUCAGGACCCUCUUCACAAACGAGUUAUUCGACACAAACACUCGAGAGGUUGUGAUCCCAGGGGUCUCAGCCGAAAUAAUGAGCCACCUGAUCGACUAUGCAUACACACGGGACGCCGCAGUCACCGCAGAAAAUGUGGAAUUCCUUCUCCCCGCGGCGGACCAGUUUCACGUAUUAGGGCUGGUCAAGCUAUGCUGCGAUUUCCUGAUUUCCGAGCUCUCCCCGGAGAACUGCAUAGGAAUCCGUCGGUUCGCCAAGACCUACUUCUGCCACAAUCUAGAGAGGGCCGCUUUCCGUUUUCUCAUGUUAAACAUAGCCGACGUCUUAGUGUACAGUAACGAGUACCUCCAGUUAGGUAUCGGGGAACUCUGUGACAUCUUGUCGUCGGAUGAGCUGAACGUCAGAAACGAAGAGCUCGUUUUUGACGCGGUGUUGCGGUGGAUCGACUUUGAUAUCGACUACAGAAGAGACUACAUCGCUCGCCUCCUGAAAACCAUCAGACUCGGUCUCCUCACCACGCAGUACUUCGUGGAAAAGGUCAAAGUUCACCCCUACAUCAAGGAUAAUGAUUCCUGCAAGCCGAUCAUCAUUGAGACCUUGAAGUUCCUGUAUGAUCUGGAUAUGGAUGAAGACAAGGAGCUGGAUCUAAACAAUCCCCUCGCCAGGCCGCGCGUGCCGCACGAGAUUCUGUUCGUAAUCGGCGGCUGGAGCGGGGGAUCGCCUACGAAUAUCGUAGAGACUUACGAUACUCGCGCGGAUCGCUGGAUCGUGUGCGACGCUGUUGAUACAGGCCCGAGGGCGUACCAUGGAACCUCCACGAUAGACCAUAUAGUCUACAUCAUUGGAGGGUUUGAUGGAGUGGAAUACUUCAACAGCGUGCGGAGCUUUAACCCUAUGACAAAGGAAUGGAAAGAAAAAGCACCCAUGAAUGCAAAAAGAUGUUACGUAAGUACCACCGUCCUGGGUGAGUUUAUCUAUGCCAUGGGGGGAUACGACGGUCAAGUCCGACAGAACACCGCCGAGCGUUACCUCCCCUCCAAGAACCAGUGGAGUCUGAUCGCCUCCAUGCAUAACAGACGGAGCGAUGCCAGCGCCACCGCCUUAGACGGUAAAGUGUACAUCUGUGGGGGCUUUAACGGUCACGAGUGUCUGAGUACGGCCGAGGCGUACGACCCCUUCACCAACCAAUGGACGCUACUGGAGCCGAUGAGAAACCGGCGUAGCGGUAUAGGCGUCAUCGCCUACAAGGACGAGAUCUACGCCUUAGGCGGAUUCAACGGGAUAACCCGGAUGAACACUGGAGAGAAAUACUGUCCCAAGGCGAACAGAUGGAAAACCAUUCCGGAGAUGUUUAACCCAAGGAGUAACUUUGCUAUAGAGGUAAUAGACGAGAUGGUGUUUGCUAUCGGCGGCUUCAACGGAGUCACCACCAUUUUUAACGUGGAAUGUUUUGACGCCUCCACCGACGAAUGGUAUGAUGCUACGGAUAUGAAUUUGAACCGAAGUGCGUUGAGCGCAUGCGUGGUGAAGGAGUUGCCAAGUGUCCAAGAUUACAUUCACAAAGAAAGAUAAAUUGUCUGUAGAAUUAAAGUCUAAAAUUUUAUCGAAGAAAAAAAAACAAUCUUCUUGAACAAUGCUAAAUAAAAAGCUAUUUUGAAAAUUA
Messenger RNA from Magallana angulata, 1947 nucleotides. RefSeq names its product kelch-like protein 10. Bases 108 to 1856 code for a protein of 582 amino acids. The record is from RefSeq and is a predicted model, not a curated record. The transcript has 6 exons. Gene Ontology annotation, molecular function: protein binding. Lineage: Eukaryota; Metazoa; Mollusca; Bivalvia; Ostreida; Ostreidae.